Messenger RNA from Penicillium odoratum, 1716 nucleotides. Its product is annotated as putative PB1 domain protein. Bases 1 to 1716 code for a protein of 571 amino acids. The record is from RefSeq and is a predicted model, not a curated record. The transcript is spliced from 5 exons. Gene Ontology annotation, molecular function: protein binding. Lineage: Eukaryota; Fungi; Ascomycota; Eurotiomycetes; Eurotiales; Aspergillaceae.
AUGUCAUUGAAACAGGAAAUUGAAACAUGGGUUGCCGCUCUGGACUGUUACGACAAUCACGAGUUCGAAGAAGCCCUGAGACUCUUCAAUGAGAUUGCCGACACUUCUAAGAUCUGGUUCAACCUUGGAGUAAUCCAUGCCACUGUAGGUGAGCAUGAAAAAGCGGUCGCUUGCUAUCAACGAUCAGUUGGGUUGGAUCGGUACCUGGCCAUCGCCUAUUUUCAACAAGGCGUAUCCAACUUCUUACUAGGGGACUUUGAGGAAGCGUUAGCGAAUUUCAACGACACAUUACUCUAUCUUCGGGGGAACACAUCCAUUGAUUAUGAACAGCUGGGUCUCAGAUUUCGGCUUUAUUCAUGUGAGGUAUUGUUCAAUCGUGGUCUUUGCUACAUUUAUCUUCAACAAAUCGAACCUGGCAUGAAAGACAUGCAGUUUGCUGCUAGGGAGAAAGUCACAGAGGACCACGAUGUCAUUGAGGAUGCUAUACGUGAGAAUGCAGAUGGGUACACCGUCUUCUCGAUUCCCGUAGGGACUCUCUAUCGUCCAAACGCCGCCAAAGUCAAGAACCUCAAAUCUAAGGAUUACCUGGGCAAGUCCCGUUUGGUUGCUCAGAUGCAAAAUAACCAUGGCGCAGAGGAUAAUUGGAGACCGAUUGUUAUCGACAAGACAGCGUUCGAAGACCGGGACGGAAUGUCUUAUGCAGCUACAAAUUUGGUCCAUAAGAAUCUGAGCAGCCGCACUCGACAACAAUCAGAACCCCCAUUGAACCGCAACGUAUUUCCCCCAACGCCCCCUCCCGAUGACCGUUCUACCAGUACUGGAUCCACUUCAGGGAGCAGCCACGGCCACCAUCGUUCCGCCUCACUUCGCAAUGCGCGGCCACCCCUACGAUUAGAACUAGAGCGAACAGGCGCAGGCUUGGACCGUCGACCCAGUGGGCCAGAGGCAGCUCCGCUUUCUCAGGCAUAUACAGAGAAGCCGCGCAUUGGCACAACGCGGACAGCAUCGGAACCUCGUGGUCCGGUUUCUCGGCAACAGAAUAUGCGCGGGCGUUCCCAAGAUCCCAAAUUUCACGCUUCGCAAGACCCUAACCGUUCUUGGCCUCCACAAGAAGGACAUCGCAAGAAUCUUAGUGAAAAUGACUUUUCCCCAAGUCAAGAUUACGCACAGGUCGACCAGCAUGACCUAUAUUCGAGCUCUCGCUCCCAUACCAGCUCAGGCUAUGGGCGAGGAAGCCGAUAUCAACCCCCACAAUACAUCAAUGAAGAGGAGGAAUACGCAGAUGAAGUCUGCAAUGGAGAACCCCUAAAAGAGGGAGGCUUUGAGUUGUUAGGCGCUGCACCUCAAGAUGAUUCACCCAUUCGGCAACGACGCACACGAUCACCAGGACAGUUCUCAAGACGAGCAAAUUCCAGACGACCCGAAGUACGAAAAUUCCGGACAAAGGUUCAUGCACCAGAAGAUAUCAGAUAUAUCAUAAUUGGGCCUACAAUUGAGUAUGCGGAAUUCGAAAAUCGCAUUCGGGAGAAAUUCGGGUUCCAACACCCCUUGAAGAUCAAGGUGCAGGAUGAUGGCGACAUGAUUACCAUGGUAGAUCAGGAGGAUUUAGAUCUAUUAUUGAGCUCAGCCCGAGACAUUGCUCGACGGGAAGGGAGCGAGAUGGGCAAGAUGGAGAUAUGGGUCGAAGAGCGAAUCGCCCUUCAUCCAUCUUCAUAA